UUUUCUAUUUUGCUUAUGCAUUGGACAUCCGAGUAGAUUAUGUUCAUUUCUUUAAAAAUCACAUAGUAAACGUCAAAGUUUUGUAGAUAAAAUGUAUUUUGAUAAUGAGAAUUAAAUUGUGAUAUUGUAGUGCACAUUAAAUAUAAUUUUAAUAAACAGUGGGAGAGUUCGCCCAAAUUUAAUAUGGCACAAUGUAAGCAGAGCCCACAUGAAUUUAUCAGAAAUUCAUUUACUCCCCAAAUUGCAGUUAUGUGCACUCCCCUAGCGGAGAAAUGCUGCCAGAAAAACAAUUUGGAUUUUAUAGAAUUAUUACAACCAUUUUCACGACUCAAUAGUGAUGUGCACUAUAAAGACAUAACAGGUCCUGUAAAUAUUCGUAAUUUUAAACUUACUUUUUUGGAUAUAACGUGGCGGCCACCCCAAACACCUCUAGCUAGAAAGCUUUUAAAUUCAUCUGUGAGCAACGCUACCGAAAGCAGAAGUAAAACAUUUCAAAUAGGAAGUUAUAAACUGGAAAUCCCUUCUUCCACACCUUGGUUUGAAGCCUGGAGGGAUACAUUUUUAAGGGUGCAAUAUCCGUCAGAUCAUGAGUUUACUAAACAUUUUUUAGCUUGCUUACUAGUAGUAAGUUCCACCGAUAACAAUCCACCAGACACUUUUAACCAAUUAGCGCAAAGUUUAAAUCAAGUGCAAACUUCAGCACCUGGGAAAUUACCAAAAUGGUUCAGUUCAAACAUACUCAAGUAUUAUGUUAUCGUUCAUGACAAUGUCGAAGGAAACCUUACAAUAGCUAACAAUUCGUUUGAAUCGAUAAAGUCUACAUAUGGAGCACCUCACUGCUUUUUAUUAAGAAUGAACUCGAGGCCCUCUAGACCUGUGCAGUCUGAGCAUUUACCAGACCCUUGGAGUCAAUUUAUUACAAAUCAAAUUGAUAUGAAAGAGGGUAGUCAAGAUAAUGCCUCGACUUCCUCAAAAGGUUCAUUAUUGGAAGUAGGACAAGAAGCAGAAGAAAUUAAAAAUGUUCAAAAUUACCACCCUCUCAGUCCAGUUAAUGAGGAUUCUUUAGGAGAUUGUGCAGUCGAAGAAAAUAAACCCAAAGUUCCAGUUAAACAAAUACCACAUGGUGGUUGUUUGUCAACUGAAGAUGUUGAGCAAAUCAAAUUGUUAAUAUUAGAAUUUACAAGAAGUUGUCUGUUGCCAUAUAUCGAGAAACAUUUGGUGAUGUUAAAUGAUGUAGUGUCGAACAAAAAAGGAAUGAGUAAAUCGCUGUUUAGUGCUACAAAGAGAUGGUUCAGCCCGAAUAAACCUGGAGCUGGCUCUGUAGCUGUUAACAAUUUGAUUUACUCCCCUGAUUCUCCAGAGUUACAAGUAAGACGUUUGGGAGACCUUUACUUCAUGUUUGGUCAUUAUGAUGCCGCAUUUCAAGCAUAUCAUUUAGCAAAGAGGGAUUAUAAUGCUGACCAAGCAUGGCUUUAUUAUGCCGGAGCAUUGGAAAUGGCAGCACUGUCAGCUUUUAUGAACCGUGACCCCAGUAGAAAAACUUGUGAUUAUAUGGAAGAGAGUAUAACGACUUACUUAACUACUUGCAAGAUGCCCCAGUUUGCGACUAGAGCUACAAUUCUAAGUUCUGAGUGCCUGAAACACCAAAAAAUGUACGGUGAAGCCGCACAUCAACUAAUAAGAAUGACUAGCGAAGAAUCUGACUUACGCUCUGCCUUACUCUUAGAACAAGCGGCAUACUGUUUUUUACAGUCUAAAAUGAUUAGGAAGUAUGCUUUCCAUAUGGUUCUAGCUGGCCACAGGUUUUCCAAAGCCGCACAGAGGAAACAUUCGUUGAAAUGUUACAAACAGGCCUAUCAGAUUUACGAAAAUACCGGAUGGGAUUUGGCAUGCGAUCAUAUUCAUUACACGAUCGGACGUCAGGCAAAUAAUCUGCAGCAGUUCGAAGAAGCCGUUGAUUCGUUUUCGAAACUUUUGAAGGGGGGUAGCAAGCAGUCAGCUCAGCAACAAGCAAUGUUCCUCAAAGAAUACUUGAUGAUUUUAGGGAAUAAACUGAAAGCAGGCGACCAACAUGCUAGUCCGAUUUUGCCAGUACCAGAAUUAAAUAUGAACUCGAUAAAAGUGUUAGUAGGACCAACACGCCCUCUGUCGACACCGGGCAAAGUUCCUGCUAUAGGAAUCGGUUUUAAUAGUACAUACGAUUUAAACGCAGAAAGUAGGUGGUAUAAAUUGGAAGAACUUUUAGUUCAAGAAGCAGAAGGUUCUCUUCCAAUGGUAUUCAAGCCAAUGGUAACUCUGUAUACGCUUAGCCAACUAGCGAAAAGUAAACCAGUCGCGAUUAUGAACGAGCCUAUCCAAAUAUCCAUUGAAUUAGUUAAUACUUUGCAGACAGUAUUACAUUUAAGGGACAUCUACGUACUGUGGAGUUUUAAGAGUUGCGACGAAGUGAUAGUGAAUGAUGUACUGGAUAACAACAAGGAUGAUUUUGUUAAGACAUAUAUUUUGAAAGCCGUUACGAUAGACGGUAAUUCUAAGCAAGACAUCCUGUUGACUUUGAUGCCUUUAGCCACUGGGGUGUUAACUAUAAAUGGUUUUUGUUAUACUUUGACAGGGUCGAAUGCCACUUCAGAGACAAACUUUAUUAAAGGAAAACAACUAAUAUCCGUUCCCAAUGGUAGUAAUAAAUUAAGGAAAGGUGAUAAUAACAGCACCGUUGGAUUGGAUAUCAGCGUUGUAACUGCGGCUCCUUGUUUACAGGUUACAUUUUCCGAGAUGAGCUUGGAUUUUCUCGCUGACGAAAUCCAGCGAAUUUCAGUGGAUUUCCAAAAUACUAGUUCGGUACCCCUCCAAAAUAUUUAUCUUGCAACUUCGGUGCCACAUUUGGUGUCAUAUGUAGAAUUGGGACAGCACGCUAAAACUUCUAUUGACCAAUAUGAUAUUGCUACGUCCGCAACGAGGGAGAAGUUAGCUCGAAAGAACCACAUUACAUCGGUGCCACUAGUAGGCAAUGUCUUAGACCCCGGGCAAACAGCCACUGUAAAUAUUUGGGUCAAGGCGCCAUACAACAAAGGUCCCACAACUGUUGACUUGCUUGUUUACUACGAAAAUACAAAUAAACAAAGCAUCCCCAGGUAUCGACUUGUGAGACACUGCUGGAAUUUAACAGUCCAGGAGUCAUUAUCCAUAGAAACGACUUCACAAGCAGGCCACAAGGCAAAGGAAGUAGAAGAACUUGCUUUAGCUCUGAAAAUUACGAACCUGAACAAAUCGCAUAGUUCAGUAUUAACAGAAAUAACGUUACUAAACAUCGGUUUGCUUAGCAAAUAUUGGUCGAUAUCGAAAGACAUGGCGAUGCCGAAAUAUAUUAAUUUACAUUCCCAAGAAUCUGCACACAUCUUAUUGAAAGCCAAAAGAGAGGUGAAAGAAACCAGUGAAUACUCGAGUAUGUCGUUAAAUUCUGAUCGGAAGUCUUACAGGAGUUUACAAAAUAUCUUCAUUGCAUUUGGCAGGAAAGCGGAGGGUCCUCAAUUGAACGUCUUUGACGAAAUGGACUGCCUUAACUAUAAGGAAAACAAAGAUGGCAUUUUAAUGCUGCAGUGGCGAGCUCUAGUCAUUGAUAUUAAUAAUAAGAGGGUGGUGAACGGUCAGUGUGUGAUUCCGAUUGAAAUUAAUAGGACUGAAGAGGAUAUUUUGCAGCUGGAGAAAAUUCUGUCUGAUAGUGUAAUAGAUAUUAACGAAAAAAAUGUUUUGGAAGAAGAACGUGCAAAAGUUGCUCAAAAUCAAAUGGCUUAUAAUUUAGUAUACCCGUCUACGGUCACACAUGAUUUUCACGAAGAAAAACUCUGUAUAGUCCCUAUAAAAUUGCUAUUACACAGCGUUAUUGACACUUCAGAACUGAAAGUUGUUGUUAAUACUAGCGAAACUAGUACCGUGCAAACCUCUAUAAACAAGUCAAACUUAUUCUAUCGCAAUGCUUCCAGUAAUUUCUGUUGGUUGGGCAACAGUAAGGUAAUAAGGAUGGUGAAACCAUUAACGACUGAAGCUGUGAUGUUGUCUGCUUGCGUGACAGGACCAGGAACUUUCAAUCUAGGUGCUCAUAUUCAAAUUUCGUGUUGUAAAGCCAACGAAAUGGAAUCGUACGUUAUACAGGCUUGUCAGAUACAUUCUACACUGAUUGUACAUAGCAAAAGUUAGUUUGACUUUACAUACUUUAUUAUUUUUUUAAUCUGAAGUUUCCCUUACGUUAUGUUUUUACUAAAUGAUUAGAUUGUUACAUAUGUAAUAUAUUACUGUUAAUAUACAGUUU
Anoplophora glabripennis (Asian longhorned beetle) is the source of this 4306-nucleotide messenger RNA. It is a transcript of the gene l(3)76BDm, whose product is annotated as trafficking protein particle complex subunit 8. Bases 184 to 4194 code for a protein of 1336 amino acids. The record is from RefSeq and is a predicted model, not a curated record. NCBI's taxonomy places the organism in Eukaryota, Metazoa, Arthropoda, Insecta, Coleoptera, Cerambycidae. Gene Ontology annotation, biological process: endoplasmic reticulum to Golgi vesicle-mediated transport; protein localization to phagophore assembly site. Gene Ontology annotation, molecular function: protein binding. Gene Ontology annotation, cellular component: phagophore assembly site; TRAPPIII protein complex; cytoplasmic vesicle. The transcript has 10 exons.